AUUACUAAUUCAUCAAUUAUGUAUUCAAGACCUUUGAAUAAAUAAUUUAAAAUCCCCACUAUUAAAGUCGCUCUCUCAGAUCUCCCUCAAACACUAUUUUCCGCAAUAUUUUAUUCUUCCUAAAAGUUUAGUUUUGUGAUAAAGUUCGAUGGACAACCAUGCUGAUAUUUUAUAAAUGUAUGUCCGAAUAUUUUAAAAUAGUACAAGUGACAAGAAUCAAUUUCAAUCAAUUGGGUGCUGGAGAACUGAUCUACUGAAGAUCUUGGUCAGUUGGUGUCUGUGUCCCAGUGAGUUAACAUCCCGCUGGAAAAACUCUUUAAAAGUGGGUCUAUAUAAUUUUUUUUUACUCUAAAAUCAGUGGGAAUUUCCAUAGAAUAAAAUAUCUUGUGAACUUACAGAUAAUUUGUAAACGGAAUCACAGUUCAGUGUUGCACAUUGAGAUCAUAGUGCGUGCGUGAAAAAUGACUGUGGUCAGGAACGAAGAUACUCCGACCAUGGGAGUAGAAACCAAUGGUAAUCGCGUAAGUUACUUUCGCCUUUUUCGCUUUGCCACAAAAUGGGAACUCCUCCUCAUCUUCCUUGCCACGAUCCUCGCUGCAAUCAGUGCAGCCACAAUGCCAAUGAUCAUCGUCAUCUUUGGAGAGUUUUCCACUAUCCUCAUCGAGAGGAAAUUCUCAGUGGGCAACAGUUCAGAAACCUUUUUACUAUGGGUCUUCGGUGGAGGGAAAGUCCUAAACAAUGCCAGUUGGGAGGAGUCUAGAGUAGAAAUCAUCAAUGAUUCGGAAUCCUAUCUUAUUUGGUUGAGUAUCAUGGCGGCAGUUCAGUUCGUCGCAAGUGUCCUUUUCGUAGAUAUCUUCAAUUACACUGCCUUGAGGCAAAUCACAAGGAUCAGGGUGAAGUUUUUCCAGGCGAUGGUGAGGCAAGAAAUGGCAUGGUAUGAUAACACUAGCGACAACAACUUCGCAUCUCGACUUACAGAUGAUAUCGACAAAAUCCGAGAUGGAAUAUCAGAAAAACUCGGAAUGUUCCUCAUGUUGAUGCUAACCUUCACAAUUUGCAUCAUAGUAUCUCUGGUUUUGGGAUGGAAGCUGUCCUUGGUUAUCCUAGCUUGCCUCCCAGUACUAAUCGUCUGCAAUUUCUUCGUCCUUAAGUUCCAAAGUGCCUUGACAACCAAAGAACUGGAUGCAUACUCCAAUGCUGGAGCGGUCGCAGAAGAAGUCCUUAGCUCAAUUCGAACCGUUGUGGCAUUCGGUGGGGAAGAAAAGGAAGCAGAACGAUAUGCCAAACGUCUGAAACCCGCCCAAAAAGCAGGAAGGAGAAAAGGAGCGUUUUCAGGGCUUGGAGAAGGAUUGCUGAGGAUGUUCUCCUACAGCAUAAACUCUCUAGCUUUCUGGUACGGUAUAACUUUGAUCCUAGACGAUAGAAACAAGGAAGUAAAAGAAUACAACCCUGCAAUCCUAAUGAUUGUUUUCUUCGGAAUCUUGGUCGGAUCGGAGAACAUGGCCAAAGCAGGGCCCUUCCUUGAAGCUUUCGCCACAGCUCGAGCUUCAGCCUAUAGUGUCUUCAAGAUCAUCGACCGGGAAUCAGCAAUUGAUCCGAUGUCGGGAAAUGGAAAGAUCAUCAAUACCGGUAUGAAAGGGGACGUUGAGUUCAAAGGUGUGAGCUUCCACUACCCCUCCAGACCAGAUGUUCCCACACUUCGGAACCUAAAUAUCGGAGUUUCUUCUGGACAAACAAUUGCCUUAGUAGGGCAUUCAGGAUGCGGGAAGUCUACAAUAUUACAACUACUCCAAAGGUUCUACGACCCGAACGAAGGGAAGAUCUGUGUUGAUGGAUACGAUAUCCGGCUUUUGAACACUUCAUGGCUUCGAUCCAACAUCGCAGUCGUUGGACAGGAACCCGUGCUCUUUGCCACAUCUGUCAAGGAGAACAUCCGCUGUGGAAAACCUGAAGCAACGCAGAAGGAGAUUGAAAAUGCAGCUAAGUCAUCUGGAGUUCAUGAUUUCAUAAUCAGCUUGCCAGAUGGAUAUGAUACACAAGUUGGAGAACUCGGUGCGCAGAUGUCCGGUGGUCAGAAGCAGAGGAUAGCCAUUGCUAGGGCCCUGAUUCAGAACCCUAAAAUCCUUCUGCUUGAUGAAGCAACAUCAGCCCUUGAUUCCCAAACUGAAAAACUAGUUCAAGACACCCUCGAAAGAGCAUCCAAGGGUCGCACAACAAUUAUAGUAACGCAUCGCUUAUCAAGCAUUCGAAAAGCCGACAGGAUCGUUCUAAUGGAUCGAGGGGUUGUCCUGGAAGAUGGAACCCAUUUUGACUUGAUGAAGCUUCAGGGAAAAUACUACAACUUAGUCAGGGCUGAUUCUCUCCAAAACGCCCAAGUAGACAAUGUUGCAGUUGAGAAGGAAGCAGAUGAGAAGAAGAAGAAACGAGAUAGCAAAGGGCGUGACCUAUUGAAAUUUGACAAUCACGUUCACUUUGAAGAGAACGCUCUCAAAGCUAUCACAAAUGGUGACCGAGAUGAGAAAAUCAACUCUUUCAGAAUAUUCGUAAGGAUCCUCAAAUUGACCCGAUCUGAAUGGUGUUAUCUGUUUUUGGGAGCUAUCUCUGCGGGUUUAAUCGGAAUGUCCUACACGGCAUUUGCUAUCCUUCUUGGAGAUAUCUACGGAGCCCUGUCUAUUGAGAAUGCAGAUGAAGUUCAAGCAGAAACAAACAUCUUAUGCGUUGCAUUUUUAAUAGUUGGAAUCAUUACAGCUACUAGUUGCUUCCUGCAGAACUUUAUGUUCAAUACUACAGGAGUCAACCUAACCACAAGGCUUCGUUCAAGGGCAUUCAAGUCGAUCAUGCGUCAGGAGAUGGCCUGGUUCGAUCAAGAUAUAAAUUCAGUAGGAGCUCUUACAGCACGUCUUUCGGGUGAUGCUGCCAACGUUAGGUCAGCUGUAGGACCUCCAAUUGGAGGUAUCAUACAGGCCAUUACUACCCUUGUUGUAGGUGUUAGCGUCGCCAUGGUAUACUCCUGGAAACUUGCUUUGGUUUGCAUGUGCUUCGUCCCACUAGUUUUGGGUUCGGUCAUUUUUGAAGCAAAGUUCAUGACAACGAGCUUUAUGGCAGAGAAGAAGGCCAUAGAGGAAGCUACGAAGAUCGCUACAGAAGCCCUAUUGAACAUCAGAACUGUCGCGAGUUUACGUCAAGAGGGUAGUAUGGUUUCGAGGUAUUCCAAGGAGAUACAGAAGGUUGAGAAGUCCGUAAAGAGGAAGCUUAUGUUCAGAGGUUCGGUAUUUUCCGUCGGUCAAUCAGCCCCUAUGUUCGCCUACGCCAUAGCACUCUACUACGGAGGAGUGCUAGUGGCAAACGAGGGAUUGGCUUACCAGAAUUUGAUAAAGGUAUCGGAUUCCUUGCUGUACGCUGCUAUGAUGUUGGGGCAGUCUCUGGCUUUUGUCCCUAGUCUUACUGCUGCAUUCUUGGCAGCUCAUCGGUUGUUCCAAAUCAUCGACCGUAUGCCUGUUAUUCAAUCACCAAAGGACAUCAACGAUAACAAGAGGCAGGAAUACGAAAGUACCGUCACGUAUGCUGCCGUUGAGUUUAGUUACCCAACUCGAAGCGAAGUUCCUGUUCUCCAAGGCUUAGAUCUUAAGGUUCUAAGUGGGAAAACUGUGGCCCUUGUUGGCCCUUCAGGAUGCGGAAAGUCCACUUGUGUUCAACUUCUUCAACGUUUCUAUGAUCCUGACAACGGAAGGAUCUUCCUCAACUCCGACGAGAUUUCCAGCGAGAUUGGUAUCCCAGAUUUACGUGGAAAGAUCGGGAUUGUGUCUCAAGAACCCGUCCUUUUUGACAAGACCAUUGCCGAGAACAUUGCUUACGGAGAUAAUUCCCGAGAUGUCUCCAUGGCUGAAGUUAUGGAAGCAGCGAAAACUGCAAACAUCCAUAGCUUCAUAUCAUCCCUCCCACUGGGCUAUGACACAAAUUUAGGCACCAAAGGUACCCAGCUAUCUGGUGGUCAGAAACAGAGAAUUGCCAUUGCCAGAGCCCUAGUUCGCAAUCCAAAAAUCCUUCUCCUGGAUGAAGCAACAUCAGCUUUGGAUGCCGAAAGCGAACAAAUCGUCCAACAGGCUCUUGAACUCGCAAAAUCCGGAAGAACUUGCCUAAUAAUUGCUCACCGUCUGUCCACUAUUCAAAACGCCGACAUAAUCUGUGUUAUUAGAGGGGGAAAGGUCGCUGAACAGGGCACCCACGAAGAACUUUUGGCCCGCGGUGGUUUCUACUCAUUGCUCUACAACACCCAACCAAUUAGUAAUUAGAUGGACCGCAUGGUGAGAAGUGAAUUCAAGAUUGCAUGCUCUUGGACACUCUAAAGCCUCUCCUCACUGUCUUUUGUUAUUAAAUUAAACUUAUUACAAGAUA
Phlebotomus papatasi is the source of this 4395-nucleotide messenger RNA. RefSeq names its product multidrug resistance protein homolog 65-like. NCBI's taxonomy places the organism in Eukaryota, Metazoa, Arthropoda, Insecta, Diptera, Psychodidae. The coding region runs from base 462 to 4292 and encodes 1276 amino acids. Gene Ontology annotation, molecular function: ABC-type transporter activity; ATP binding; ATP hydrolysis activity. Gene Ontology annotation, cellular component: membrane. The record is from RefSeq and is a predicted model, not a curated record. The transcript has 10 exons. Gene Ontology annotation, biological process: transmembrane transport.